UGGUGAUCUCGAAGGAAUCGGAUCGAUUCACGUGUAUGAUUUUUUCUUACGUUUUCAUGGUUAACGAGAAUUGUGGAUUAGUCUGUGUUGGAUUUAUUUGAAGAAGCAACGUUUGACAGUCUCCAAAGGUUAAAUGGUAAUAACCGACCAUGUACAACCUGAACGUGAACGUGAAUCCUAAUCCAGGGGCUGCCGCGGGUCUUCUCGGUGUCGCGGCGGCCGAGGUCACGCCGAGGACACCGGAAAUCGUAAACUCCCUAAUCGCCAUGACCAAUCCCUUCGAGGAUUACACGAACGAGAAGAGCAGGGACCGUACGGACUCGAUUAGCAGCGGUGAGCCGAGCCCGCCGAGUGUUCAGCACACCCGUAGUCAGCUCAUUAAAGAAGGUCUGAAGUUGACUUUGCAAACAAAGAGGCGGGCGAACAGCAGCGGCGACGACACCAAGAAGAAGACCAAGAAGGAAGACGGCAGCGCCGACGACGAGGAGGAGGACGAGUCCGGGAACAACAACAUCCGCGGUGGAUUGACGCCGGAGGACGAGGAGAGGCGUCGAAGAAGACGCGAGAGGAACAAAAUCGCCGCCACCAAGUGUCGGUUGAAAAAACGCGAGAAAACGGUGAUCCUGGUGCAAGAGUCCGAGAUCCUGGAAACGCAGAACCAUGACCUGAAGUCACAGAUACAGGAGCUCGAGACGCAAAGGCGCAGGCUGGUCGACAUGCUCAGCCUCCAUGGGCCGACCUGUCUGAAACAGGGCGGCGCGGACAACACCUAUCAACAGUUCGCGGAACCGUUGCAUCUGCCCAGUUAUCAGGACAACUUUGUGCAACCACCGCCUGCGUUGAACCAGCCACAGAACUGCGUGUCGGAUUACCCAGUGAAGGUGGAGGAGUACGAGGGUGACUUUUACAGACAGGAGAGUUCAUACGUGCCAACCUCAGACUCUGGUUGUACGGUGUAGUAGAGCUUUAUUCGUCGCAAGUGAAUCCCUGCUGCGCCAUCUCGCGGAGGGCAAUCUCUGAGGAGAUCGGGUUUACCGGCCGGAGAAGCUGCAAGGAAUGACUUUUCCCCCUCGGGAACGAUCCGAUCGUCCUGCGUGAGUGAAAGAAAAGGUUGUACGCAUUCCAAGAAGACAUCGGAGAA
Dufourea novaeangliae is the source of this 1141-nucleotide messenger RNA. RefSeq names its product proto-oncogene c-Fos (gene Atf3). The record is from RefSeq and is a predicted model, not a curated record. Bases 150 to 959 code for a protein of 269 amino acids. Gene Ontology annotation, biological process: regulation of transcription by RNA polymerase II. Gene Ontology annotation, cellular component: nucleus. NCBI's taxonomy places the organism in Eukaryota, Metazoa, Arthropoda, Insecta, Hymenoptera, Halictidae. Gene Ontology annotation, molecular function: RNA polymerase II cis-regulatory region sequence-specific DNA binding; DNA-binding transcription factor activity, RNA polymerase II-specific. The transcript is spliced from 4 exons.